UCCUUUCAUUUUCGUCGCAGGACCCGAACCCCAGUCAGCCCGAUCUUUGACAUCGGAACCCAGCGAUACACUCAUCGUCACAACCCAAAAACCAAGAGACCAAACUCACUAACACCACACUCGUUCACCAUGUUGACCAGAAUCAUAACCCUUGGCUUCCUCGCAACUUCUCAAGCAACCUUAAUCAACAACGCGCCUCGCGAUGACUGUAACCCUUGUCGCCCGCAAGGCGCGACAGGGUCGUCCUCGCCGUCCUUUGGCCCUGAUCUGAAGACUUUGUACACCGACGUCCUCGGCUCUGUCAAGGACAUUCAUUUCCGGAAGCGCAACGUAGACGCAACUUCCCCUGAAAAUGGUGAUAGUUCUUCCCUCUCCUCGCGCGCAGAUGCGUUCUGCUGCCGCGAGUCGCUGGACUGCGUGAACAUCCAAAACCUAAACAUCCCCAUGUGCUACGACAAGUUCACCACAAACUUCCAACUCCCAGACGGUUCUUACGGAUCCCUGACCACAGGCGACUUCUCCUCGGGAGGAUCGAAAGCCAACCUCUUCACCGGGCAGUAUUCCAAGGACGGAGGCGAAUCGGGCAACAUAUAUGCAAACGACGCCGCCGCAAAACCAAACACGGCGACUCUUUCGAUCCCACCACAGUUCACGGGGACUGGCGUGGGAAGUGCUAUUCCUGCUUCGGAAAUCGCGUCGUUGAUUACCACGACUUCGACGGGUUCUGCGGGGCCAGUGACGAUGACGACGACGGCUCCGAGUUCUAUGCCUACGGGUGAUGCGGAGAACUCGUCGAGACCGACGUCGAACUCGGGUGCUCCUGCGGAAUCGCAGGGGACGGCAGGUGCCUCGCCGCAGGGUAACGCAGCGGGGCAUGUCGCUAUUGACUCGACGAAAUCGUUCGGUAUGACUAUUAUUUCUGGACUUGUCUGCUUGCUCUUUGCUUUCUGA
Molecule: messenger RNA, 951 nt
Organism: Periconia digitata
Lineage: Eukaryota; Fungi; Ascomycota; Dothideomycetes; Pleosporales; Periconiaceae
Source: the annotation of a GenBank genome assembly